AUGUCAAAUAAUAAUUCAACAAACGAUAAAUCAUUAUAUAUGAAUAAUGAUUCAAAACCUCCUAUAUCAAAUAUGACAUCAUCAUUAAGUCAUAUGUCUCAAAUUACAAGUACUUUACAAUCAUCAAUUUCAUCAUAUAAUUCAUCAACUAAUCAAGGAUCAAAACAAUCAUUAAAUAAUCCAAAUUUCGAAUAUAUAUCUAAAUCAAUUGAUGAUAUAAAUUUACCAUUACAAUAUAUACAAUUUUAA
Molecule: messenger RNA, 249 nt
Organism: Rotaria sp. Silwood2
Lineage: Eukaryota; Metazoa; Rotifera; Eurotatoria; Philodinida; Philodinidae
Source: the annotation of a GenBank genome assembly